Messenger RNA from Drosophila sulfurigaster albostrigata, 922 nucleotides. RefSeq names its product C-type lectin domain family 4 member K-like. The transcript has 2 exons. Gene Ontology annotation, molecular function: signaling receptor activity. NCBI's taxonomy places the organism in Eukaryota, Metazoa, Arthropoda, Insecta, Diptera, Drosophilidae. The record is from RefSeq and is a predicted model, not a curated record. The coding region runs from base 61 to 801 and encodes 246 amino acids.
AAUGAAAUGCUUUAGUCGUAUUUCAGUUUAAGCGAAUUACGGUUUAUCGAGAUAAGUACAAUGAAUUUAUUAGUUGGACUUCUUGUUGUUCUGUUUGUUGUAUCUGGCAAUGCACAAAAUUGGGUACAACCAAACCCACAACCAGUCACAUGUGAAAGUUAUUGUUUUCUUAGUAUAAUGCCGCUGCUAGAACAUUGCAAAAAAUUGCAGGAUGAAAUAAAAAUUUUGAAGCACGAAGCGGAGAACAAAUGCGAUUCUACGAUUGAGAAUAUGUUUAAUUCACAAGAUGAAAAAACCAAGUUGCAUUAUAUAAACAUACGACUUAUAGCAACCGGAAUGGAGCAGAACUUGAGUUCGCUAAAUGAAAAGGUAGAAGAAUACCUUCCAGAGCGAAUUAAUGAAGUAAUUGGGUUUCAUACGAAAAUUGGUUCGAAAUAUUAUCAUUUUGAAACACUUGAAAAAGUCAACUGGUUUGAGGCAGUUAACAAAUGUUUGGAAAGGGGUGGACAUUUGACUAGUAUCAAAAAUGAGGAUGAGUUCAAUGGAAUCAAGGAGAAAUUGCAGGAGAAUGAAAAUUAUUGGAUUGAUAUUAACGACUUAGCUGAUGAGGGACAAUUCAUUUCGAUAGCAACAGGCCGAAAGCCCUCAUACCUCAAUUGGCAUGCAAAUGAGCCAAAUAACCAAAAUAAUAAUGAGCAUUGCGGUGACUUGUGGUACAAGGAGAAGAUUCACCUAAUGAAUGAUUCCAAAUGUGACGAGAAAAAGUUAUUUAUUUGUGAACCUAAACACCAAGUGAAAUAGGUGAAGUAAAUACACACAAAAUAAUUCAAUUGAGGAAUAUCAUCUUCUGUAAAUAAUUGUAGCUAAAAUACAAUAAUAUUCGAAAUAAAUAAAAUACUUUUUCAUUGUGCAGAUUAUAAAA